Molecule: messenger RNA, 1824 nt
Organism: Sinocyclocheilus grahami
Lineage: Eukaryota; Metazoa; Chordata; Actinopteri; Cypriniformes; Cyprinidae
Exons: 2
Coding region: 58-1824 (588 amino acids)
Molecular function (GO): GTP binding
Source: RefSeq, a predicted model, not a curated record
AAAGGUCAGAAAAAAAUCAUUAGACCAUGCCAGUCUGCUGUUAACAACAAUCAAAAAAUGUCAAGAGAAAACGCAAGCAGCAAAACCACGGGAAAAGACCACAGCAAUGGAAAGGGCUUAAGGGUUGCACAUAAUAUAAAGAACAACUGGAGCAGAAAAAUAGAAGGUGGAAGCAAUGAAAACCUACCCAUGUUUAAACUCAAUCUGGAUGAAACAUGGCAGAACAGCGAUGGGUUCUGCAGAAGAAGCACAUUUGGGGACAACAUCACAAAAGGGAAUAAGACCAUUAUGAUGAUCGGAGCCACAGGUGCAGGAAAAACCACUCUAAUUAACAGCAUGAUCAACUACAUUCUGGGAGUGCAAUGGAAAGAUGACUUCCGGUUUGUGCUAAUAGAUGAAGGGAAGCAGAAAUCUCAGGCUGAAAGUCAGACGUCAGAAAUCACAGCUUAUCAAAUUAAUUACAUGGAUGGUUUCCGGGUCCCAUAUUCUCUGACCAUUGUGGAUACACCAGGCUUUGGUGACACCAGAGGAAUUGCACAUGACCAGAAAAUCACAGCACAGAUUCAUGAGUUCUUCUCUGCCCGUGGAGGGUUCGACUGCAUUGAUGCUGUGUGUUUUGUAGUACAGGCUUCACUUGCCCGUCUAACACACACACAGAAAUAUGUAUUUGACUCCAUUCUUUCCAUAUUUGGGAAGGACAUUGCGCAAAACAUCCUUGUGCUGGUCACCUUUGCAGAUGGGAAAACACCUCCUGUUCUGGAGGCCAUCAAAGUCGCUGAGGUGCCCUGCUCUACCAAUGAGUCUGAAGAGCCUCUUCACUUCAAGUUCAACAACUCUGCUCUGUUUGCUACCAAUAGCACAUCUUCAGAUGAUGAGGAGUCUGACUGUGAAAACUUUGAUGAAAUGUUCUGGAAGUUGGGUUUUUCCAGCAUGAAGAAGUUCUUCACAUCCCUUAACACGAUGAAAACCCAGAGCUUGUCUCUCACACAGGAGGUCUUAAAAGAGCGGCAGCAGCUAGAAGUGCAGGUGCAGGGUCUCCAGCCCCAAAUCAAUGCUGAUCUGACAAAACUGGAUGAAAUCAAGAAAACCACAGCUGCUUUGGAGCAGCACAAGGCGGAAAUGGAUGCAAACAAGGAUUUUGAAUAUGAAUUAGAAGUAACUGUCCCAAAACAGAUUGAAAACAACACUAGCUACUACUUAACCAACUGCCAAAAAUGUCACUUCACAUGUCAUGACACAUGUGCUUAUGGAAAUGACAGUGAUAAAUAUAAGUGCUGGGCCAUGAAAGAUGGAAAGUGUACGGUCUGUCCUGGAAAGUGUGCCUGGAAUGUGCACUUUAAUCAGAAAUACAAAUGGGAUUAUGUUCCAGAAAAGAGAACGGAAACUUAUCAGGAAUUAAAAAAGCGAUUUGAGGAUGCACAUGGACAGGUCAUGUCAAAAGAAAAGAUCUUCGAAGAGCUUGAAAAGGAGUUUCAGGUUGUCCAGGAUAUUGUGGCCGCACUAAUAAAGGGAUCUCAAAAGUCCUUGGAGCGGCUUCAGGAAAUUGCCCUCAAACCCAAUCCUCUGUCCACCCCUGACUACAUUGAUCUGAUGAUUGAGUCUGAGAAACAAGAGGCUAAGUCUGGAUUUCAAGAUCGCAUUCAGUCUUUAAGAGAAGUCAGGAAGAAGGCAGAGAUCAUCAGUAAGGUUUCCAUAGGAGGAGUGCUUCCAGAUGAUUGGAAUUAUUACAAACCUGAAGCAAGAAAAAAAGGAGUAUCCUUUGAUCCAAGGGUCCUGCUCAAUAAUGCAGUGAAUUAUUUCAGGAAAAAAUUAGCAGGAAAUUAA